GUUUGUCUGCAUGUUAUUUCUCCUUUACAAAAUAUGAAAUAUUCCCUAUAUCCUCUUUUGCAGGCUUACCAUCUAUUUCCUCUUUGCAAGUGCUGUCAUUUAAAAACGGCAGAGCUAUUCUGUUGCUCAACAAUUGUGUGGUUGCACAUCUGGUUUUUCCUGGAGGAGAACUUGGGGAAGAGGUGGAAGGCUGCUUUAGACUUGAUUUGCCCCCACAAGCUUUGGAAAGGACAGUGAACGUUACUUUCUGCAGAGGUAUUAUCUUCUUGUUAGAUGAGACGGGAUGGAUACACAUAUUUGGCGCUACCGAUGGCGCCUAUUUGGCCCACAUCAGUGUCGCUCUCUAUCAGUCACGAGGGCAAGACGAGGGAGACCAGGACGUGCCACUUCCUCUUGUGCGGCUUAAUAUAUCAUAUGACCUCAGCAUGGCUGUGGUUGUCAGCCGCUCCAAUUGUGUGGCUGCUGUUGACCUCAACUUGUACUUCAGAGAAUAUCCUGACCAUUUAUUUUGCAAGCAAAGCUUUGAGAAUCUUCCUACGCAACAGUUGGAGGGGGUAAAUGAAGAUGGCCUCAGUAGUUCAAGUUACAGCAUGAAGUUCUUGCAACCUUCAUUUCAGACGGACAGCUCCAGGGGGAAAGAUAAUAAAAGCGCUGAGGAGAGGCGAUGGAAGAAUAUACACUUGGGUGACCUAGAGGAGCGUGGGAAUCUUGACUGUAAACACGUGACUGGUUCCCAGGUGCUCUUCACUGCCUCAAGUGAAAGUGAAGGACUGACUCUUGUCCUGUGGGAUUUGGUGACGCAGGACGUCACGCAGUCUUGCGUGGGGAAAAACUCCUUUUUUGUGGAAUAUACCAGGGAGGAACCCCUAUGGCUUGUCCUUUCAGAGACUGGCCUCUUCUUGUUCCUGUUUGGCUUUACCCAAGAGGAAUUCCUAAACAGGCUGAUCAUCUACGGAAGCGCUAGCACUGUAGAUUCCCUUUGCCGCCUCAAUAGGUGGGGAAGGUGUUCGAUUCCUGUACAUGCCUUAGAG
Messenger RNA from Notechis scutatus (mainland tiger snake), 1031 nucleotides. The record is from RefSeq and is a predicted model, not a curated record. NCBI's taxonomy places the organism in Eukaryota, Metazoa, Chordata, Lepidosauria, Squamata, Elapidae.